UCCAAAUAUUCGAUCGGAAUAUGCCUGGCCCGAAAGCGCUACUCACCGUGCUGCUAUUGCUGCAUGCGUUCCCCCGACUGGAGAGCUUCCACUAUCGUCCUGCCCAACCGAAUGCCAAGCACUGCCUGUCCAGUUUGUACGGGGACUCCGGCGGAGGAGGCAGCGGAGGAGGAAGCGGAGGCGGAAACACGGGUUGCGCCGAAGCAAACUCGAAGAAGGACUGCAACAGUUCCGGCUUUGGCCGCGGCGACUCCAAGGCCAAGGCCUCGAACAUUGCCCAAAAGGCCGCCCUGGAGGCCAAGGCGGCCAGUGAUUCCCAAAUGGCAGCCGCCGAGGCGGCAGCGUCCCAGGUCAAAUCGGAGCUGGCCGCCAAGGCAGCGCAGUCGGCGCGGGCGGCGGAGGCGGCUCUGGCCGGAAAACAGCAGAUUGUGGAGCAGCUGCAACAGGAGAUGACUGAGGCGGAUGCGGUGGUCAGUGAGGUGACCUCAUCGCUGCAGAACACCCAGGCAAAUGCCAAUGCCGCUGCUUCGGCCGCCCACGAGGCCCAGACGCAGCUCAAUCAGCUGAAGAACCUAGUGAUAGCCGCCACCGCCAAUAUGGCCAAUAUCGAGAACGUGGCCAGUGGGGCACAGCAGGAGCUGGCCGAGAAGACGCAGCUCCUGGAGGCCGCCAAGCAUCGGGUGGAGAACCUCGCCCGCCAGAUGAACGAUGCCAAGAGCGACUUCGAGAAGACCAAGCAGGCGGCCUACAAGGCGGCCUGUGCUGCAGUGGAGGCCAAACAGAAGGCCCAAAGGGCUCGGCGGAUGAUCAACCACCACCAGCAGAUGCGAUGGGCUCCGAGGAUGUUGGCCAACAAGUUAGCCGGCGGGGGGGUUAAGAUGUAGCAGCAAUCCCUGGGAUCAAUCGGUCUCAUCUAUAUUUUGUUAUGGUUCACU
Messenger RNA from Drosophila rhopaloa, 935 nucleotides. RefSeq names its product glycine, alanine and asparagine-rich protein-like. The transcript has a single exon. Bases 21 to 884 code for a protein of 287 amino acids. NCBI's taxonomy places the organism in Eukaryota, Metazoa, Arthropoda, Insecta, Diptera, Drosophilidae. The record is from RefSeq and is a predicted model, not a curated record.